CUCGUCAUGGCUUCCGGGCUGGUGAGACUGCUCCAGCUGGGGCCUCGCUGCCUUUUGGCUGCAGCCACCCCUGCGCUCGCCCCGCCGGUUCGGGGGGUGAAGAAGGGAUUCCGCGCCGCCUUCCGCUUCCAGAAGGAGUUGGAGAGGUGGCGCCUGCUGCGCUGCCCGCCCCCGCCCGUGCGCCGUUCAGAGAAGCCUAACUGGGAUUACCAUGCUGAAAUACAAGCUUUUGGACAUCGAUUACAGGAAACCUUUUCCUUAGAUCUUCUCAAAACUGCAUUUGUUAAUAACUGCUAUAUUAAAAGUGAAGAAGCAAGACGUCAAAAACUUGGAAUAGAGAAAGAAGCUGUUCUUCUGAAUCUUAAAGAUAAUCAAGAACUGUAUGAACAAGGACUGUCUUUUUCACAAACAUGCCUCACACAAUUUCUUGAAAAUGAGUUCCCAGACUUGCCCACUGAAGGCAUCAAAAAUGUAGUUAACUUUCUUAUUGGUGAGGAAGUUGUGUGUCAUGUGGCUAGAAACUUGGCUGUGGAGCAGUUAACACUGAGUGCAGAAUUUCCAGUCCCCCCACCUGUAUUGCAGCGGACUUUCUUUGCAGUGAUUGGAGCUCUGCUACAAAGCAGUGGAUCAGAGAGGGCUGCACUUUUCAUUAGGGACUUCUUAAUUACUCAAAUGACUGGAAAAGAGCUCUUUGAGAUGUGGCAGAUAAUAAAUCCCAUGGGACUACUUGUGGAAGAAUUGAAGAAGAGAAAUAUUCUGGCUCCUGAAUCUAGACUUACUAGACAGUCUGGCAGUACCACAGCUUUGCCUUUGUAUUUUGUUGGCUUAUUCUGUGAUAGGAAGUUGAUUGCAGAAGGACCUGGAGAAACAGUAUUGGUUGCAGAAGAAGAAGCUGCUCGAGGGGCACUUAGAAGACUCUAUGGAUUCACAGAGAAUAGAAGGCCCUGGGACUAUACCAAGCCGAAACGGAGCUUGAGAGCAGAAAAGACCAGCACUGCCGGCUAUCCAACUGGAGAUGAGCCAAACAAGAAGACAGGCUGUGUUACCAACAUCAGACAAGUGUUUAGCAGGUCAUGAUUUUGUUUUUUUCCGUGAUACUGGAGUUUGAACUCAGGGCUUUGGAUUGCUAGGCAGGUGCUCUACCACUUGAGCCAUACUCCCAGCCUUUUUUCCUUUGGUUAUUUUUAGGAUAAGGUCUUGUGUUUUUUGCCUGCAUGGGCCUGGAUAUCUCAAUCUCCUGCUUACUUUUCCUGGGUAGCUGGGAUGACAGGUGUGAGCCACCAUGCCUAGUUUUUUUUUUUGUUGUUGAGAUACAGAGUCUCACGAACUUUUUGCCCAGGC
Castor canadensis (American beaver) is the source of this 1341-nucleotide messenger RNA. RefSeq names its product mitochondrial ribosomal protein L44 (gene Mrpl44). Gene Ontology annotation, cellular component: nucleus; microprocessor complex; mitochondrial large ribosomal subunit. Gene Ontology annotation, molecular function: ribonuclease III activity; double-stranded RNA binding. Gene Ontology annotation, biological process: RNA processing; mitochondrial translational elongation. NCBI's taxonomy places the organism in Eukaryota, Metazoa, Chordata, Mammalia, Rodentia, Castoridae. The record is from RefSeq and is a predicted model, not a curated record.